GUCGUUCACAGGAAGUUGGUCUGCUCCGCGCUACUUCCGCCCGCGAGCCGGAACAGUAGCGUGAAUAAAUGAAUGUAGUGCAGCUGCAAAUGAAACUGUAUUUUAUCGUUUACUGUCUCUAGGUGAUGCAGAGCUAGUGUCUCACUCAUUCUCAGGUGUGUUGGAGAAGAGCAGUAGGUGGUCAUCAUGGGUCUGUUGUCUGACCCCAACCGCAGGAAAGCCCUGACCGGCCUCCUGACCCGCCUCAACACACCCAUAUGUGUUGUGUGCUUCCUGGCGGCUGUGGUGUGGUUCAUGGGCCUGGCGUUCGAGCCCUUCACGCUGCGCUCGUACAUGUCUGAGAACGCCAUGGGCUCCACCAUGGUAGAGGAGCGCUUCUCCUCCGGGGAGCGAGCGCUGGCCCUCGCCAAGGAGUUCGGCGCGCACAAGAGGAAGGCCGGGGGGAUGCCGGUGGACUGGUUAGUUAAAGCCAUGAGAUCCAGAGGACUGGAGGUGUUCACCCAGAGCUUCUCCCGCAAGCUGCCCUUCCCCGACGAGAACAAAGAAAGAUAUAUGGUUCGAGGCACGAAUGUGUACGGGAUCCUGCGAGCUCCUCGCGCUCCUCGGACCGAGGCUCUGGUCAUCACUGCCCCCUGCAGUCCUGGAGACAGCAACAACCAGGCGGUCGCUCUUCUGCUGGCUCUCGCGCAGUAUUUCAGGAACCAGGUUUACUGGGCCAAGGACAUCAUAUUCUUGGUGAAUGAGCACGAUCUGAUCGGCACGCAGGCCUGGCUCGAAGGCUACCACCACACAAACAUCACAGGAAUGGAGUACUCGCCGCUGCAGGGUCGCGCGGGGUCAAUUCAAGCCGCCCUCUCAUUGGAGCUCAGCAGUGAUGUCAUCACCAGCCUGGACCUGGUCCUAGAAGGACUCAACGGUCAGCUGCCCAACCUGGACCUGGCCAACCUCUUCUAUGCCUUCUGUCAGAAGUUAGGAGUCCUGUGCACCAUUCAGGGAAAGCUCCAGAGGAAUGACUGGGACACGGCUGAGGGCUACACUCACGCGGCGCAGACCAUGAUGCUGAUGGUGUUGAAGCAAGCUUGUGGACGGUCCUGGGGAGACCACGGCCUCUUCCUCCGCUAUCACAUCGAAGCCGCUUCCAUUCGAGGCAUCAACAGUUUCAGACACUACAAGACGGACAUCACCACCAUUGGCAGGUUGCUGGAGGGAAUGGUCCGUAAGCUCAACAAUCUCCUGGAGCGUCUUCAUCAGUCGUAUUUCUUCUACCUCUUGCCCUCUCUCUCUCGGUUUGUCUCCAUUGGCUACUAUAUGCCAGCUUUCGGCCUCCUGGCUGUCAUCUUACUGCUUCGAGCGCUGGAUCUGUGGGUUCAUCUGGGAGCACCAGCUCUCACAGCAGUGGAUGGAGUCACUGAAGCAGAGCAGCCAUCCAGUCCGGGUGUGCUGACCGUGUUGACCCCGCUGGUCAUCAGUCACCUGACAGGUGUGGCGCUGUAUCUGCUUCCUGUUCAUCUGCAGGAAAUGGCUGUGGAGCACUUCCCUGUGUCUGAGACUGAAGCUGUGGUGCUCACUGCUAUAGCCAUCUACACCGCAGGCCUGGCCCUGCCACACAACACACAGCGGCUGCUGUCUGGAGAGGGCACGGAGCAGGGCUGGAAAGUGCUGAAGCUCACAGCUUUGCUCUAUCUAGCGGUGCUGUUGGGCUGCACAGCUCUCAUUAACUUCUCUCUGGGGUUCAUCCUGGCCAUUACACUGGUGCCGAUCACUGCCAGCAUCACGCCGCACAUGCCCAAAGCUCUGAGCGCUGUGGUCAUGGUGCUGCUCAGCCCUGCCUUCACCAUCCUCUACUGCGUCUUCAUCUACCAGGAGCUCAUCGAAGCCCCCGUCAGCAUCGGAGAGGGAUGGAUGCUCUUCCUCUCGGUCAUCUCGCAGGGCAUUCUUGAUCACGCUCUCUACGGCUCGCUCGUAUAUCCACUCCUAGCCCUUUUCAUCUAUCCCUGCUGGCUGAUGUUCUGGAACAUUCUCUUCUGGAAUUAACCUCAAGCAGCUUCAGGUGGAGCGCUUUUUAAAACGAACCCCACUUUGUGCCAAUCGUGAAGAGUUAUCUGCUGUUAGGGAUUGGCAGGAGGAAGAUCUCGGAGGAUAAAGAGGAUUUAAUGGUGUGGAAUCAAUGAUAAGAGUACUUUGGUGUUUCAGUUUUGGGGAAGGGAUUUGCAUGAAGACGUGUGAAAGCAAAAAAUGUCCAAUUCAUUAGAAAAUAAAUCUAAUAUUGCUACCACAUGUGUGGACAUAAUGGUUCUGGGUUUUUUUACCUUAUAAUGGAAAAGGCUUUCCAUUGUUUGACAUUUUUGAAACUGGAAGCUUAUAUUUAAUAUGGUUUGAUACUGAAAAUUGUACAAAAGGAUUGUUAGCUUGUUAAUUCAAGUGAAGCUCUUGUAAUUUAAUUCUCUGUGCAUGUUACAAAAGCCAGAAACGAGAUGAAAACUCAACCGAACAGAGUUUCCAAGACUUAUCUUCUUCAAUGCAUUAUAUCAAAUUUAAUUUGUUUCAGGCAACACUGGAUUUAGGUCUUUGAGUACUAAAUGUAAUAAAAAAUCUUUGUGUGCAUUUAUAAUAAGCCUUCCCACAUCUCAAGUGUUAAUAAAUGGGUAAUAUUAAUACAAUUUUAAAAAGCUUAGUAAAACAGCAGUAAAUUUGACCCGUUGUGGGAGGAAAGAUCAGUCAAGCCACUAAUGAGAAGCUCCAUUGUAUGAUGUUACAGCCUGUUAGUUGGUCAUUAAUGAACAAGAACUGUCCAUGUUAUGAGAUGUAAUGGAAAUAUUACUAAUUCUGAUCAAUAAACAGUGUUUGGAUCAAGUAA
Messenger RNA from Carassius auratus (goldfish), 2857 nucleotides. RefSeq names its product glycosylphosphatidylinositol anchor attachment 1 (gene gpaa1). NCBI's taxonomy places the organism in Eukaryota, Metazoa, Chordata, Actinopteri, Cypriniformes, Cyprinidae. The record is from RefSeq and is a predicted model, not a curated record. The coding region runs from base 187 to 2034 and encodes 615 amino acids. The transcript has 14 exons. Gene Ontology annotation, biological process: attachment of GPI anchor to protein. Gene Ontology annotation, cellular component: membrane; GPI-anchor transamidase complex.